AUGGAGCCGCCCGGCCGUGUCAGUGUUUAUAGAAAAGCCGCCGAAAGCGCCAUCGGCACUUUCGUGAUCUUAUUCGGUGCCAAUACGAUUGGUGAUUACAUGCAAAUCAAGGAUCAAUACCCGACGGCGUGGAGCAUUACAAACAUGCUGGUAUUAAACCCACCGUGGCCCAGACAGGCAAGCAAUGGGAAAGUCGAGACUGCAGAGAACGGGAAGAGCUCUUCAGUUUGA
Penicillium hordei is the source of this 231-nucleotide messenger RNA. RefSeq lists its product as uncharacterized. Bases 1 to 231 code for a protein of 76 amino acids. The transcript has 2 exons. Lineage: Eukaryota; Fungi; Ascomycota; Eurotiomycetes; Eurotiales; Aspergillaceae. The record is from RefSeq and is a predicted model, not a curated record.